AUGGCCAUGCGAGUCACUCAUCUCCACCUCCCUUCCUCGAACGUGAAGCUCUUCUAUCGCGAACAGGGGCUUGCCACGUCACCCGUUCUCCUCAUGCUUCAUGGCUUUCCAUCUUCUUCCCACCAGUAUCGCAAAUUAAUACCACUCUUAUCGCAAAAAAACCGACUGAUUGCGCCCGAUCUUCCCGGCUUCGGUUUCACAGAGGCGCUGUCCGAGUUCAAGUACAGUUUUGCCCAUUAG
This is a messenger RNA of Penicillium lagena, 240 nucleotides long. Its product is annotated as alpha/beta fold hydrolase. Gene Ontology annotation, molecular function: epoxide hydrolase activity. The coding region runs from base 1 to 240 and encodes 79 amino acids. The transcript has a single exon. The record is from RefSeq and is a predicted model, not a curated record. NCBI's taxonomy places the organism in Eukaryota, Fungi, Ascomycota, Eurotiomycetes, Eurotiales, Aspergillaceae.